AUGCCGAAAAAAGGCAAAAAACAGGUCAGGUCUGGAAACAUCAAGUCGAAGAACGACUUCCACGAGAACAGUGCUCCCGCAGGAGACUUUCCAGGCUUGCCUCCGGCUUCUGGCGGUCAGAGGGGCCUUGUCAACCUUGGCAACACCUGCUACUUAAACAGCGUCCUGCAGUGUCUCAGCGUCUCCAAUCCGUUCAGGGACAGUUUGGUCUCGCUUGCAGAAGAAGGCCUGGGCGGUGUGGGCGCCUCCCUUUGCUCGGUCUUUCAUGGUCUGCAAGGGUGUGGAGGCAGCGGCAAGGCCAAGGGUGGAACUGGCGGCGCCUGUUCACCGAAGCAGCUGUUGUCACAGAUUUGCUCGAACUUCCCCUGGUACAAGGGAGGGGAACAGCAGGAUGCUCAUGAGCUCCUACGUACUUUGCUUGGCUCAGUGGCCGAUGAGCCUACGGCCACUGAAAAGAAGCAGAAAAAGGAACGAGGACCUCACACGCCAAGCACCCCCUGUGGUGAAGCAGAGAAGCUCGUGUGGCAAAGCUUUCGAGGGCGCACUUGUGCAGCCGUGCUAUGCUGGAAGUGCCAUCGCGUCUCUGUAAGGGUGGAUCCGUUUCUGGACCUAUCCUUGGAGCUGCCAAUUUCCGAGGAGCAGGCGGGCCUGUUGGGCCUUCCCUCUCGGAUUGCACAGCUAGAAGUUGGAGGCAGCUGCUCGUCUUCUUGUAGAACCACGAGCCGUGCGCAGGACGAAAUAAAGGAGGAAGCGAAAGACAGCUCCGCCUGCCCCGCGCGCUCCGCGAGCUCGGCGCCGAGCUCGAACGCCUCGAAGCUGAAGGCCCAAGGCGUGCCCUUCUUCAUGAGACCUUCAGUGGCAACUUGGUACCAGCCUUUGCGGCGGCUACCGUCAACCGUGCAGGAUUCGGAAGCUGCUGAUUCUGCAGAACCUGCAGAUGGGCUGGAAGCGGAGAGGAUGGAAGAGCCGGAGCCUUUCACUUUCAAAGUGCAUCUGCGGAAGCACAAGAAGAAGGAUCCUCGCUGGGGAUUUGGCUGGUGCAAUGACUCACUGCAGCAGAAGAGGCUGCGGGUUGCAACGGUCAAUCCGGACACAGUGUUGGAUAAGUGGAAUUUGAAAAAGAAAUCCAUGGACGAGGAGGAUUUGGUGGUUCGAGAGGGCGAUGAAAUCAUCGCUGUUGGAGGAGCCAAAACCUUCGUCAUGAUGCAACAGCUCCUGAAGGAGGAGGUGGUCGACUUAACUGUCCAGCGCCGCUUUUGUUCUGUUACGUCAGCCUGUUCUGGCAAGGUUGCCAAGACAGCAGCAGCAACGGAGAGCGACGCGGACGACCAAGAGGCGGCAGAAAUCACCGCUCGCAGCUUCCUGCAGGCUGCGCUCGACUGUCACAGCUCCAUGGUGGAGGAUUUACAGGCAGUCUUCAGCGAUCCUGUGAGCCUCAAGGUGAACGGGAGCUGUCAACUUCAGGAUUGCUUCCUGAAGUUCACCAGCUCAGAGGCUGUGGAAGAUGAUCUGAGACCGGUCUAUCAGUGCUCCGAGUGUGCCAAGGUCCAGCGAGGUUCAGACGGCAAGGAGACGAAGGCCAUGCACAAUGAUGAGGAUGGUGUAGAAGAGACUGAGAUUCUUGCAGAUGCAGAUUUCGAGGAAGAUGGAGAUGAAAUGUCAAGCGGGGAGAUUCUGAAAGAGACCGACGAGGAAGAAAUCAUUGACGUCGGUGCGCUGAAUGAGGUCCAAGAGCAAGUGUUCGAGGACGCGGAGACGUUGGGACCGUCGCGCUGA
Messenger RNA from Symbiodinium pilosum, 1776 nucleotides. NCBI's taxonomy places the organism in Eukaryota, Dinophyceae, Suessiales, Symbiodiniaceae. The record is from the annotation of a GenBank genome assembly.